Hypoxylon trugodes is the source of this 1166-nucleotide messenger RNA. RefSeq lists its product as uncharacterized. NCBI's taxonomy places the organism in Eukaryota, Fungi, Ascomycota, Sordariomycetes, Xylariales, Hypoxylaceae. The record is from RefSeq and is a predicted model, not a curated record. Bases 156 to 773 code for a protein of 205 amino acids. The transcript has 3 exons. Gene Ontology annotation, biological process: mitochondrial respiratory chain complex I assembly.
GAUCCAUCGGCGGAACAUCCAAGCUUCAAAGCUUUAGAUUCCAAAGACCUUACUACCUACCACCAUACCUAUUAUAAUCGCCAAUUUCCUAUAGGCAUAUUCUCGAGCUCCCUCCCACCAUCGCGAAAUAGGCCUCCUUCGGGCUCGAGUCAAAGAUGGCGAACGACUACUCCGCGCCGAAGGGGGAGGAGCAACAUAUCUUCCACCAACAUGAUUCUCUCAAAUCCGCCAUAAACGGCGCACUGCUAGGUGGAGGUGCUGGUUUUACCGUCUCGGCCGUUCAGAACUCACUCGCGAGACGCAACGUCGGCGCUUGGGGUGUAUUUACGAGGACCGGCGGUACUGUCGCUAUGUUCACUGCUGGAGCGACCGUAUACGAAUUCGCGCGAGACGCUACCGCCAACCUACGAGAAAAAGAUGACACACUAAACAUCUCAAUCGCUUCAUUCCUAAGCGGAGCCACGAUAGGUCUACGAACCGGCCGCAUCCCCCAGAUCUUAGGUUUCGGCGCCGCCUUCUCGAUCGUCAUGUCAGCCUUCGAAUUCACAGGCGGCAGCCUCCGCGGCGGACCCCGUAACCCCGUUAACGAGCUCGACGAGUUCGACCGCAAGGAAGCCAUGCGAUUAAACCGCCGCCGACCGAUCGACGAGACCAUCGCCAACAUCGGCGAGGGCCGCGGUAUCCACCCGCCCGGCUACGAGGAGCGCCGCCGCGAACGCUUGAAGGAGAAGUACGGCGUGGAGAUUAAGCCUGUGUCCGCUACUGUGGAAUAAAUAUACCCACCCAUUUAAUCUACGCACGAGAUAUAAAGAGAAAAGGAGGGAGUAGGCUGCAGAUGGUAAUUGCACUGACAGCCGGGGUUCCAUACGGUGCCGGAGAAUCUAGUUGAGCCGCGAAAAUUAGAGGACUCCACUUUCCGGCGCAAAUUUAUUUCUGACGAUAAAAAGGGCGGCGGGCAUUCUUCAUCCAUCCAUCACCAUCACAUCACAACAAUCAUACACAAACCUUCUAUCCACGGCGGGGAUAAGGGGCUGUCGCAACUAAACUAAGAGGUACAAUGCAUACCCGUACAUAUACCUAGAAUUCCAUUUCUUCAAUGUUCAGAUACGAGCUCUUUUGCUUCUGUGAUGAUUUCUAAAUCCACGGAAUAGCUUGUUGACUUUGUG